GGCUCCAGCCGGCGAGUGACGGAAGAGCGGAGGAUGGAGAGCAGCGACGAAGCGGCCACCGAGAAGCGCCGCAUCCACUUGCGCCCCGCCACGCUGCGCGACGCCGCCCCUGGCACGCUGCACCUACUGCCCUGCGAGGUCCUGAGGAGCCGGCCCGCGCCCGUGCGACGCUUCUUCGCGCCCGCUAUCCGCCAGGGUCCCGAAGGACUCGCGGUGUCGUUUCGGGGCCGCAGUCUACGGGGUGAGGAGGUGGUGGUGCCGCCCGGCCUCGUGGGGUAUGUGAUGGUGAUGGAAGAGAAAGGAGAGGAUUUCUCGGGAGGUUCGGAGAUUGACGAGGAAGAACCGGAGCCGCUGGAGCGGGACUUCGACCGCUUUAUCGGAGCCAUAGCCAGUUUCAGCCGCUUCACCCUGUGGGGCUUGGAGACCAUCCCUGGCCCGGAUGCCAAAGUGUUUGGGGCCCUAACUUGGCCCACCCUCGCUGCAGCGGUGUAAUGAUCUUCACCUUUCAAAAAUGCACUCUCUGUUAAGUCCACACCUGCCCCUCAGACCCCCCCCACCUUAUCCUUCAUGUCAAGGCCAUCUCUGUGAAGCUUUGCUGACUACCUCCAUUGGGUCCUGCUAACCCACCCUUUGUUUCGUGACACUUAUCAGACUGGGAUCUAAGUGGCCAUUAGCAUAUCUGUCUCCCUGAUGGACUGUACACUCUCAGAGAACAAAGGUUUUGUCUAAUUCCUGGUCAUCUGUGUACCCCCCACACCUGCCUUACAGCAAGAACUCAAUAAAAAUGGGCUGACCUGA
Molecule: messenger RNA, 798 nt
Organism: Cynocephalus volans (Philippine flying lemur)
Lineage: Eukaryota; Metazoa; Chordata; Mammalia; Dermoptera; Cynocephalidae
Gene: RNASEH2C
Product: ribonuclease H2 subunit C
Exons: 4
Coding region: 34-492 (152 amino acids)
Biological process (GO): RNA catabolic process
Cellular component (GO): ribonuclease H2 complex
Source: RefSeq, a predicted model, not a curated record